UCCAAUCAAUUAUCAGCAAAAAGGGGGGAGACCUGCGAACUGAAAAUUGGAAGCCAAAGUUGAAAUCGCAGGGAAAUGGGUAACAAGUUGCGCCGCCAACCACAAAGAGUUGAAGCAGACGAGGAGGUGAAGAACGAGCCUGCCCAAAAGAGGAAGCACCAAUCCUCCUGGCCCUUCUGGCGGUUGGUCUACUGGCUGGGGGUCCUCCUCCUGGUGGCUGCCAUCGGAGUGGGCUUGUACUUUACCCUCAAGUCCGACUUCGGCGAGUGCUCCGCGUACGAUGUUCGCUGCGAUUGAGGGGCGAUUGAGGUGCGCUGCCUCCGGCGGUACAGAAACUUUCGGUGGGCCAUCAAGAGUCCCUCCACUCCACAGCCUUAUUGUAUUUCAAUUAAUUAAGACCACUCUUGAAACCUUUUAGUUACAUUGGAUAAGCAAAAAAUAAAACUCUGCCGUUUCGUUCCCAGAUAUUUGGAUGUUUCCCGUAGUAGUUGGAGUUUAUAACUAUAGCAACACUGGAAGAUCCUUUAUGUUUUACACCUUGCUAUUAUUUUUGUCUACAUAACCUUGACCGAUUUGUAUACUGUACAAGAUUAAAAAACAUAAUCAAUAUCGUAUUCAGUUAUAAAAUUCCUGGCUUUUAAUAUUUAUGGUUUAACUUUUUUUUCUUUUGAAUGCUUGCUUUUAAUAUACUCUACAGGAUUUGUGAAAAUAAUCAAUAUUGGAUUUAUUUGUAGCGUUUCUGGCAGGCAAAUAUGUGUGGCAUUACUUUUUGUUGGGCUGCGGUUUGGCUUUAAGUUUGGUUAUUAUUUUGCUAUCAAUUCAUACGCACUCAUAUACGCACCAAAUGCGGACUCUUCCAGUCAUAUCUUAAUUAAAGCCAGAAAAUAACACCCCAACCUUCCAGCCCUUUUUUGUUGUUAACAAAUACAAAGGCAAGGACGAAGCCACACACUUUCAUAUCUCCUCUUCGCCAUGCAGAUACAUUUUGAAUUUCGUGUAUGUGGAAGUGUGUAUCUGUGAUGCCAUUCAAACUUAUUGGAGCGCUUCCUUUUGAUGGCGCUCUGGUUGACUCUUCAAUGGCGAAACACUUUUUAGUUGAAUGAAGCUGAUGAAUGCAUAUAUUUGGACAAAUACAAAAAUCCCGAUGCACCA
Molecule: messenger RNA, 1152 nt
Organism: Drosophila ficusphila
Lineage: Eukaryota; Metazoa; Arthropoda; Insecta; Diptera; Drosophilidae
Exons: 4
Coding region: 76-297 (73 amino acids)
Source: RefSeq, a predicted model, not a curated record